AUGAAAAGUUCGCCAUCUAAACCGAGCCUGUCUAUUAUAGGCGACUGGUUUCACGUUGGCCAGGCUGCAGUGGGUGCCAAGGACAACAGCUAUCAUGAAUUGGUGUAUAAAGGUCCAAGCUCUUUUGUUGGUGCCGUGAAACUCGUGCACACCAAAGGUUAUAUGUCCAACCGGAAGGGACUCACAAACUCCUACUGGGGGUUAGUGAAUGAAUCCCAAGUUCUCGCGACCGUCAUCACAGAUGUUGAAAAUAGGAUCAUCUAUCCUUCCCCCUUCGUAACUCAAUUGACCUGGCAUGGUUUGUAUCGAAUGCCCGGAUACAACAGUACAUCUCCUUACCUGGUCUUUAGUGAUUUCUGCGCGCCGCAGUAUUUCGAAGGAGGCAGGAAAAUCAGAAUAUGGUACAGCGAAGAUCUUUAUGAUUAUACUGAUCAUAACAACGACGGAACAUCCCAUAUGGAAGUGUAUUUUUUUUUGUAUGGAAAUAGAAAGGCCAAGUUGCAAAACAACUAAAAGAACGCUUUAUAACUGAAAUGAUAUUAUAAUAGUAGUUGCAAAACAACAAAAUGAACGCUUUAUAAUUGAAUUUGAACUGAUAGCAUCUUCAUAUAAAUAGUAAGUGAAUACUAAUAGACCUUAAUUUUCUUGAUAUCUGGAAAACACUUUGUAAUAUUCGAAAGAAAUACAGUAAAAAUCGCUGAAAUUUUCAUGCAAAAGUCUAUAACGUUUUUUGAUGUGCCAAACAGGACGGACAGUGAUGGAAAUUGCAUAGAAGGUAAAUAGAAGGGACAUAUUUACGAGCGUUUCUGGGA
Messenger RNA from Paramuricea clavata, 812 nucleotides. NCBI's taxonomy places the organism in Eukaryota, Metazoa, Cnidaria, Anthozoa, Malacalcyonacea, Plexauridae. The record is from the annotation of a GenBank genome assembly.